GUUCGAGCCUCUCAGAAGAGACUACAAAGCUGACUGAGAAGAGAGCAGACAGGCAAAGUGAUCGUCUGUUCAACAUUCCACACAGUCAACAACAUGCACCUGAAGAUUGUUUUAGUCCUGUUUCUCUUCUGCGCAGUUUCAGUACUUAGUAGACCAUUCCGAGGUCCUGGAAAUGUCACCACAAAUUGCUGCACAAAGGUAUCUCGGAAACGGAUUACAUUUCAGACUACUCAUUACAGGAUACAGCCAGAGUUACUUCCCUGCGUCAAUGCAAUCAUAUUUUACACUGUGGAAAGAGGGCCCCUCUGUGCUGACCCAAGAGCACGUUGGACAAGAAUCAAAAGAAGGGCGAUUGACAUGAGGAUUCAGGGUGGCACAAACUGAAGCUGGAUGGAUUAUUUCUGAAUUUAAAACCAAGAGAACAUAAAAUGUGAUGUUAUUAAAAAAGAUUUUUACGUAUUUAUGUGAAAGAGCUAUAUAGUAAUUGCCUAUUUUUUCUGUGGAUGUGAUAUAAUUGAAAUAUUACUGUAGCAUUAUCUCCUUAUUUAAAAUUGCAUAUUGGCAUUUUAUAUUUUUGCAAUAAAAUUGUUUGUUGAAAAAA
Messenger RNA from Amblyraja radiata (thorny skate), 601 nucleotides. Its product is annotated as eotaxin-like. The coding region runs from base 94 to 384 and encodes 96 amino acids. Lineage: Eukaryota; Metazoa; Chordata; Chondrichthyes; Rajiformes; Rajidae. The record is from RefSeq and is a predicted model, not a curated record. Gene Ontology annotation, cellular component: extracellular region. Gene Ontology annotation, biological process: immune response. Gene Ontology annotation, molecular function: chemokine activity. The transcript is spliced from 4 exons.